Podospora pseudopauciseta is the source of this 842-nucleotide messenger RNA. RefSeq lists its product as uncharacterized. The record is from RefSeq and is a predicted model, not a curated record. The transcript has 4 exons. Lineage: Eukaryota; Fungi; Ascomycota; Sordariomycetes; Sordariales; Podosporaceae. Bases 1 to 699 code for a protein of 232 amino acids.
AUGUCAGAUUCUUGUGGCGAUGACCCCUUGCCCAAGCCCCCGAUGGAGUUGGAAGUCAAAUGCCGCAAAGCCCUUGAAAGAUACGCAGCAAUCGCAAAGAUGGAUGGCACGAGAUACUUCCCUUCAGACAUUCACCGACAAUCUGCCAACAUCAGGACGUUCAACACUCAUGUCAGAGAUCGUCGAACACGCGCCGCACUGGCCCCUGAUUUUGACCAGGAUAUUGACAAGCAUAUCGCCACAAUGGCCGAAAGGUCACGCCCCAAAAAAGGGCGUCAAUAUCUCAGACGAAAUACCUUCUUAGAGAUGACCACCUGUAUCAUGACUGCUACAUGGUGGGCCCUCCGUCGGUACUUCGACCUUUCCGACCGCAACUUCCACCCAGAUAUCCUCCACGGGCCCGAAAAUGUCAUAUCCCUCACAAUUGAGUUCGUCAAGGAGUACCGCCAGUUUCGGAUAGCUUUGGAACCAGAAGAAGGCAAUGGAAAUAUCUACACCUGCCGUAUCAUGCAUCCAGAGACCCGGAGCAUGUCUGUAGAUCAUUUUGCUCCCCAAGAUCAGCCCAUCACCUUGACGCAUCAUGACAACAUUACAAUGCCCAGUAGGGACCUUCUUAGAAUACAUCAUACCUUGGGUAAAAUCUUUCAUGCUAAACCACAUUUGAACUGGAACGUGAUGAUUGAAGAAGAAGGUUGUUGAUGGGAUAUAUUCAGCAUGUAUAAUCUUGGUAUCUACGUAACAGCUUCCUUGCGGGAUCUAUAAGGUUUGAUAUUGAUGGAGAUGGAUUGCUAUUCAAGAAGGCGGACGCCGAGAGUAGUGAAAUAUACAUUACGCCUACCCAA